GCAAUCCCUUAUGCUAACUUCAUUUUUAAUUCCAUUCCAUUUGCACAGGAUGGCCACCAGACCAAAACGUAGGAAACGUACAAGUGCUACAAUUGUGUCACCAGAGGACCCUCCCUCAUCCAGUGCUGUACAGCCUGACCCGUCGACUCCGCUUCCAACAUCAAUGAUGGAAAAUAUGGUCAGCUCCUGUCUGGCGGCAAUCACCCCAACGUUAAAAGAAACCGUUCAGCAAUGCAUAAAGGACUUUCAUGACAAAUCCAACCAAGAGGCUAGCUCUGCGGCAGAUUCACAAAUCUCACUACUUGAAGAACUAACCACCCCACCACAAGGUAAUUCGUGUAGCACACCAGCAUCUUCUUCUAUUUCCCUCACCUUAGGAGUAGAUGAUAAACUUCGAAGGAGUAUCCAUGAGGGGCAAUAUGUGAAGUUUGCUUCUUUGCUCCCACCAGACAACGAAUCUACUGAUAAUCGGUACCGUUCACUGGAAAAAGAAGGUCAACUGAUUUUUGUUAAGCACAAUGAAAAGCAUUCAAUACCCAACAUGCCAAAAUGGAUGGAAGCAUUCCACAUUUUUGUGGCGGUAUAUUCGGAGAAAUUCCCACAGGAAAUAGGUAGUUUAAUGACCUAUGCCCAAACUAUCCAAAAAAUUGCAAAUACCUGUGGAGACCAAGCAGCACUCUCUUAUGACGAGAAGUUUAGGAAAUGGAGGGAAAAGGACUCUGCUGCUUGCCCCUGGCAUCAGAAGAACGUUGAGUUGUACCAGGAGGCUGUGGUUAUGGGCCUAGACUUUAAACUACACAGCAAGAAACAGCAGCCCUUUCGUGCCCAAACCAGACAUAAAUACUGCUUUUCCUAUAAUAACAAUGGGUUUUGUUCCAGUGGAAACGCCUGCCCCCAUCCUCACGUCUGCCAAUAUUGUGCCGGAAAACACCCUCGGAAAUCUUGUACCAGACCAAAGACUACCAAGCAACAAAACCCUCGAUAUAAUGCAUCUACCAGACAACCAAUUGUCAAUCGAAAACCUGAAGAUCAGUACACCAAUAAACCCUAAAUUAUUAGCAAAUUUCCUUAAAGGCUACGAUGCAGAUCUUGCAUCAUUCUUGACGACAGGCUUCACCUUUGGAUUUAAAAUACCUUACCAAGGGCCACGGUCAUUCAGAUUGUCAAAAAACUUAUCGUCUAUAAAUGGGAAGGAAAGCAUUCUUCACCAACGCAUUUCCAAAGAGUUAAAAUCAAAGCACAUCGCGGGGCCUUUCGAAUUCCCUCCUUUUCCUAACAUACAAGUGUCCCCCCUUGGCUUAGUUCCUAAGAAAACACCUGGUGAAUUUAGGUUAAUACAUCAUUUAUCCUUUCCAGAAGGCAGCUCGAUUAAUCAUUAUAUUCCACAACAGUUUUGCACUGUCCAAUACCAAUCAAUUGACACCGCUAUUAGUAUUAUCCAGCGAUUGGGAAAAGGAACUCUCCUGGCCAAAACAGACCUUGAAAAUGCAUAUAAACAGAUUCCAAUCCAUCCAGAUGACUUUGAACUCCUCGGUUUUAUGAUUGAUAAAAAAUAUUAUUUUGACAAAACCCUUCCCUUCGGAUUAAGCUAUUCUUGUAACUUAUUUGAAAAAUUCAGCACAGCACUUCAGUGGAUUUUGGAGACAAAGUUUUCCGUUCAGCAUUGUGUGCAUCUAUUGGAUGAUUUCUUAUUCCUUGGCCCACCCCAGUCCUCUUCUUGCUAUAGUUCAUUAAUGGCAUUCUAUAUUUUAGCAAAAGACAUUGGACUCCCUAUCAAUGCUUCAAAAACUGUCUACCCUUCCACAACCCUGACUUUUUUGGGUUUAGAGUUAGAUACAGUGCUGUUUGAAAUUAGAUUGCCUCAGGACAAAUUAAUACGCUUAAAACAACAAUUAGCUAAACUCCAAAACAGACGAUCAGUGACACUUCUUGAAUUACAGUCUCUUAUAGGAUUACUGAACUUUGCUUGCAACGUAGUUCCCCCGGGUCGUACCUUUUUGAGACGCUUAACAAACCUUACUAUAGGUUUGUCUAAACCAUACCACCAUACCAGACUUAACUUGGAAGCUAGAGCUGACCUCAAAGCUUGGCAGAUAUUUUUAGAUAAUUUCAAUGGCAAAGCUCUGUUUGUGUCAAAUAUCACACAUACACCCUCAUCCCUGCAUUUUUUCACUGAUGCGAGUAACGCAGGUUUUGGAUGUGUAUAUAGAACAAAAUGGUUUUUUGGUGCAUUCGCCCCUGAAUGGCUCGAAUAUCAUAUUUCUGUACGUGAAUUUUUACCAAUUGUUCUUGCUUUAGAAAUAUGGGGAUCUAGUCUUAAAAACUGCACGGUAAUCUUGCACUCAGAUAAUAUGGCUGUCGUCCAAGUGAUAAAUAAAAACACUUCUAAGGACUCUUGCCUUAUGAAACUUAUGAGACGACUCAUGAUUUUAUCCCUCUCUCAUAAUGUUCAUUUUAUUGCUGAACAUAUUCCAGGCAAAUCAAAUAAAGCUGCGGAUUUACUUUCUCGCUUACAGGUGGACGAAUUCAAAGCUCAGUUUCCUUUCAUGGACAACGAACCCACCCAAGUCCCACAGGAGUUAGUUCAUCUCUAAGUGCCACAACAAAUAUGUUAUUACAAAACUCACUGUCGCAGUCAACCAUAGUUUCAUACCAAUCAGCUUUCCAGUCUUAUAAGCAAUUUCUGGUGCAAACUUUUGGAGAACAAGUACAACUCUUACCACCUUCAGUUCAGCACAUGUCAGCAUUCAUCGCCCAUUGCUUCCAGAGUAACUUGGCAGCAUCUACAACCAGAACUUUGAUAUCGUCUCUUAGCUUUAUAUUCAAAUUGGGGGAUUUUUCGGAUGUAACCCAACACUUUAUAAUAAAGAAAAUGCUUCAAGGCUACCAGAAAUGCAAACCCUCGAUGGAUGCCAGACUACCAAUCACUCCUUUGAUAUUAGGGAAACUUGUUAAUGCACUUGAACAUACGACAUCAUCUCCAUUUUUAAGAGCUCUUCUACGUGCAAUGUUUAUUCUUGCCUUCUGUGCCUUUUUACGCGUAGGGGAAAUUACUAAAACUGGUAAUGCUAACCAACAUUUCCUCAAAUUUGGUGAUAUCUGUGUUAGCCAAGAUGUGAGAGUCCGAAAAUUUAUUGAUGUCAAUAUUCCACACUUCAAACAUUCGAAAUCACACCACACAACCCUGCGACUACAGGAGAAUACUUCAACUCCUUACCUCUGUCCUUACCAAGCUGUGGUGCGCUACCUUGACUUGAGGAAACAUUCUUCUUGCGCUGAACCACUUUUCUCUUUUUUGGAUGGUAAGCCAAUUACCCGUCAUUAUUUUACACAACAGAUGCAAGCAGCAUUAUCUUUCUGUGAUCUUAAUCUACAUAAUUAUCAUACACAUAGUUUUCGAAUCGGAGCGGCAUCUACAGCUGCUGCCAAGGGUUUUACAGAACUACAAAUCCAGACUAUGGGACGAUGGAACUCUAACGCAUUUCGGAAAUACAUUAGAAUCCCAACUCUACAGUUAUGAAAACUUUCUUCAUCCAGAUCUUGAAGACAGGGGCUUCAGAUCAAUGACAAACACAUAUUUUUACUACCACACAGUCAAGGGCUGUUGGUCUUUUUCACUGUUUUAUUGUGUUUUGGUAUGGGGCGUUAACAAGACAGCCUAGUUUUGGCUUGGGAACUAGCUAACAAAACAUAGCCUACCUUGUUACGGUGGCAGAUGAACGCCCCAUUUUCUCAGGUCUUUUAUGUAUAUUUGAUACUUUUUUAUUGACUAGUCCUUUUGUUAUGCCAAUAUGUGCCAAUGAUAUACGUAAUACUAGUUAUGGCAUAUGAGAGUAUAUCUUUGUUUGUUCUUGCUUUAUAUUUUGCAAUGUUUUUAAUUUGAACAAGUAAAGGACUCUGUCAUUGUUAGUUAUAUAUAUGUAUAUAUGUCUUGUAUAUAUGUUGCUUUAUAUAAUGUCAUUUAUUUACUUAAUAAAUGACCUUUUUACCUUUAUAUGAGUUGAAGUAUUUUUCUUGGCAGGCUGACAUAAAAACAGUUUAUGUCAGUAAAAUGUUUAUGUAAGCUGCCAAAUACAUCAUCUGCUUUACACGUGGGUCAUUGUUUAUGUUUACACUGGUGAAUAUUUUUAGCAUGACUAGGCAUGCGCAUUCAGACCAAUUAGGUAAUUUUAGCUAUGCGCAUGCGCAUUAAUCCAUUCUUUUGUUAUUGUUUUCGCACUAACCGCCACCCACCCCUCCUCCUUAUGUCAAAUUUUUGUCUAUGUGUUCGGCAGAUGAACGCCCCAUUUUCUCAGGUCUUUUAUGUAUAUUUGAUACUUUUUUAUUGACUAGUCCUUUUGUUAUGCCAAUAUGUGCCAAUGAUAUACGUAAUACUAGUUAUGGCAUAUGAGAGUAUAUCUUUGUUUGUUCUUGCUUUAUAUUUUGCAAUGUUUUUAAUUUGAACAAGUAAAGGACUCUGUCAUUGUUAGUUAUAUAUAUGUAUAUAUGUCUUGUAUAUAUGUUGCUUUAUAUAAUGUCAUUUAUUUACUUAAUAAAUGACCU
Messenger RNA from Magallana angulata, 4542 nucleotides. RefSeq lists its product as uncharacterized. The transcript has a single exon. The coding region runs from base 11 to 1051 and encodes 346 amino acids. Gene Ontology annotation, molecular function: metal ion binding; DNA binding. Lineage: Eukaryota; Metazoa; Mollusca; Bivalvia; Ostreida; Ostreidae. Gene Ontology annotation, biological process: DNA integration; DNA recombination. The record is from RefSeq and is a predicted model, not a curated record.